GCGGCGCGCUGCUGCAGCCGGCUCGGUUGCCCCUCUGAAGAAAUUGUAUUGAACAAGAGCAGUUCUACUAACGGGGCUCCCCUUUGUCUCUAUAAUGAAGAAAAGCAGAAGUGUCAUGGCAGUAACUGCAGACGAGAAUGCCCUGGAUUACCUGGAGUGUGGGCUGAGCAAGUCCUACAGCACCUCUAGCCAUGCGCUGGGCAUAGACCUGUGGAGAGGCAGAAGAUGCUGUUCUGGGAAUUUGCAGCUGCCCCCGCUAUCCCAAAGACAAACAGAAAAAGCCAAGAGCCCCGACAGAGACACCAUCUCUAGGCCGACAACUCUGCCUUUGUUGACGCCUCCAAGUAUUGCAAUCACUUCUUACCACGACUGCUUCGAUGUGGAAAAUGGCCCGUCCCCGGGGCGCAGCCCGCUGGACCCGCAGGCCGGCUCCUCGUCGGGCCUCGUGCUGCACACCACCUUCCCCGGCCACAGCCAGCGCCGCGAGUCCUUCCUCUACCGCUCCGACAGCGACUACGACCUGUCGCCCAAGACCAUGUCCAGGAACUCCUCUCUGCCCAGCGAGCAGCACGGGGAUGACCUGAUCGUCACGCCUUUCGCACAGGUCCUGGCCAGCCUGCGGAGCGUGAGGAAUAACUUCACGUUGCUCACCAAUUUGCACGGGACAGCGAACAAGCGAUCUCCUGCCACCAGCCAGCCGCCUGUGUCUCGAGUGAGCCUGCAAGAGGAGCCCUACCAGAAGCUGGCCAUGGAGACGCUGGAGGAGCUCGACUGGUGCCUGGACCAGCUGGAGACCAUCCAGACGUACCGCUCCGUCAGCGAGAUGGCCUCCAACAAGUUCAAGCGGAUGCUGAACCGGGAGCUGACCCACCUGUCCGAGAUGAGCCGCUCCGGGAACCAGGUGUCCGAGUACAUCUCCAACACCUUCCUGGACAAGCAGAACGACGUGGAGAUCCCUUCGCCCACGCAGAAGGACAGGGAGAAGAAGAAAAAGCAGCAGCUCAUGACGCAGAUCAGCGGAGUGAAGAAAUUAAUGCACAGUUCGAGCUUAAAUAACACCAGCAUUUCCCGCUUCGGUGUGAAAACGGAGAAGGAAGACCACCUGGCCAAGGAGCUGGAAGACCUGAAUAAGUGGGGUCUCAACAUAUUCAACGUGGCGAGGUAUUCCCACAACAGGCCCCUCACCUGCAUCAUGUAUGCUAUAUUCCAGGAGAGAGACCUGCUGAAGACGUUCAAGAUCUCCUCGGACACGUUCGUGACGUACAUGAUGACCUUGGAAGACCACUACCACUCGGACGUCGCGUACCACAACAGCCUGCACGCGGCCGACGUGGCCCAGUCCACCCACGUGCUGCUCUCCACCCCUGCCCUGGAUGCCGUCUUCACCGAUUUGGAAAUCCUUGCUGCAAUUUUUGCAGCUGCAAUUCAUGAUGUGGAUCACCCUGGUGUCUCCAAUCAAUUUCUAAUUAAUACAAAUUCGGAGCUCGCCCUCAUGUACAACGACGAGUCUGUCUUGGAGAACCACCAUCUGGCCGUGGGGUUCAAGCUGCUCCAGGAGGAGCACUGCGACAUCUUCCAGAACCUCACCAAGAAGCAGCGGCAGACCCUGCGCAAGAUGGUCAUCGACAUGGUACUGGCGACAGAUAUGUCGAAGCACAUGAGCCUCCUGGCUGACCUGAAGACCAUGGUGGAAACGAAGAAGGUGACGAGCUCGGGGGUGCUCCUGCUGGAUAACUACACCGACAGGAUACAGGUUCUCCGAAAUAUGGUACAUUGUGCAGACCUGAGUAAUCCCACUAAGUCUCUGGAGCUGUACCGGCAGUGGACGGACAGGAUCAUGGAGGAGUUCUUCCAGCAGGGAGACAAGGAGCGAGAAAGGGGAAUGGAAAUCAGCCCCAUGUGUGACAAGCACACAGCAUCCGUGGAAAAAUCACAGGUGGGCUUCAUCGACUACAUCGUGCACCCGCUGUGGGAGACGUGGGCCGACCUGGUGCAGCCCGACGCGCAGGACAUCCUGGACACGCUGGAGGACAACCGGAACUGGUACCAGAGCAUGAUCCCGCAGAGCCCCUCGCCGCCGCUCGAGGAGCGCGGCCGCGACUGCCAGGGCCUCAUGGAGAAGUUCCAGUUCGAGCUCACGCUGGAGGAGGAGGAUUCGGACGGGCCGGAGAAGGAGGCCGAGAGCGGCGGCUACUUCGGCAGCGCCAGCAGCCUCCGCGUGGCCGGUGCAGCGCGGGAGGAGCCUCCGAGGGAGGCCGGCAUCGAGAUCGUCACGGAGGACACGUCCCCCGCGGACACAUAAGGGGC
Molecule: messenger RNA, 2307 nt
Organism: Nothoprocta perdicaria
Lineage: Eukaryota; Metazoa; Chordata; Aves; Tinamiformes; Tinamidae
Gene: PDE4B
Product: phosphodiesterase 4B
Exons: 17
Coding region: 95-2302 (735 amino acids)
Biological process (GO): signal transduction
Cellular component (GO): nucleus; perinuclear region of cytoplasm; cytosol
Molecular function (GO): 3',5'-cyclic-AMP phosphodiesterase activity; transmembrane transporter binding
Source: RefSeq, a predicted model, not a curated record